Messenger RNA from Cucumis melo (muskmelon), 2135 nucleotides. Its product is annotated as RING-H2 finger protein ATL46. NCBI's taxonomy places the organism in Eukaryota, Viridiplantae, Streptophyta, Magnoliopsida, Cucurbitales, Cucurbitaceae. Bases 944 to 2023 code for a protein of 359 amino acids. The transcript has a single exon. The record is from RefSeq and is a predicted model, not a curated record.
AAAGAAGUUACCGUUAAAAAAAAGACGAAAAUGAUACACAAAAUUAGAUGCGAUAAUUUUUUGAGGCACAAAAGUUUAUAUAACAUAAUGGGCAAAAAUAAAUUAUUUUGAAAAAGAUAAUUAAAAACCUUUGAAGGUUGUUUGGGAAUGGUUGUAAUUGUAUUCUCGUUCUUGGCUAAUUCCUAUUCCACACGCGAACAAAAUCAAAAUUUAAACCACGUCGGUGGAUACUCAAAACGAUGUCCCAAACAGACUACUAAACACCGACCCAUCGGCCAUCGUUUUUCCUUUCUGGAAGGUCCUAACAUUUUCACACCUGGGGCUUCGUCACUCAACCAAACCACUUGAUUUCAGUGCCAAUUUUGGGCCAUUCCAUUGAAGUUCAUACUCUUGUAAGACCUUCAUUCACCCAUCUGAUUCCAUUUCCCCAAUGACCCAUUUCUCUCUUCUUCUCCUUCCAAUGCUAUGUCUUUGAGCCACCGCAAUCGGGAUUCUCUCCAAACUCCAUGAAUCAUAUCGCUCAUGCAGUUCCAGCUUCAUUUCUAGUCGAUUUCCCGAUGCCCCAGGUAGGUAAAUGGCAAGGCCUCUUCAUUUAUUUUGAAUACCAAGUUUUCCACUUCCAAUUUGACCUUGAACUGAAGUUUAGGAGCUUUGGGUAGUGAAAAUUCUCUGUUUGUAGUCUAGCAUUCUCAUUCUCACGGUUGAUUUUCAUUACCUAUAUAUGAAUUGUCUUUCUUGAAAGUCCAAUAUAUAUAUAUGUGUGUGUGUAUGUAUAUAUAUAUAUAGCUUGUCAAUUGCUUGUUCGCUUCCAUGCAAGAAGUUCUUUGGCUUAGAGGAAAACAAGGCAGAAGAUAACUGUUAUUAGAAGGAUUUCAAGUAAUUGGCUCAGUGUUUGAUGGAAGGAAAAAUUGCGGUUGGGAAGUAAUUAUGUUGGUAUUUUAAAAUGUCUCUUAUUCAUCCUCAAACCAGAGAUUUUCUUGUUAGUCCCUCAAUUUCUCCCUUGCAUUCUUCUUCAUUAGCUUAUGACAUUGACUACCAAAAACUAGAACCAACUCCUCCAUCCACUUCCUCUAGCAGUAAAAUAAGCCCUGCAGUUCUUUUAGUUAUAGUUAUUCUGGCUCUUUUCCUUUUCAUAUCCGGUCUUCUUCACUUGCUAGUCAGAUUACUUGUAAAGCAACGUUCCUCAUCAUCAUCAAUAUCUGAAUCAAAUAGCAAUAGAUUCCCAGAAUUGUCUGAAUCAUCAUCUGCUUUUCAAAGACAGUUACAACAGCUCUUCCAUCUUCAUGAUUCAGGUUUAGAUCAAGCCUUCAUAGAUGCUCUCCCUGUUUUCCUUUACAAAGAGAUAGUGGGUUUAAAAGAACCAUUUGAUUGUGCUGUAUGUCUUUGUGAAUUUUCAGAACUAGACAAGCUAAGAUUGCUCCCUAGUUGCAGUCAUGCUUUUCACAUAGAUUGUAUAGACACAUGGUUGCUUUCUAAUUCAACUUGCCCUCUUUGUAGAGGGACCCUUCACAUUCAAUCACCUGUGCUUGCCAUAGAAAACCCUGUAUAUGGUUUUGAAGAUUCAGAAGAAACUGAAGAGUCUACUGAGAAUGGAAGAUUUGGUAUUCUUACAGCUCAAAAAGCUCCAGAGAGUGACAUUAUUGGUGAAAAGAGAGUGUUUUCAAUUAGACUUGGCAAAUUUAGGAACUUAAAUAAUGGUGGAUUGAGAGGGUUAGAGAAAGGGGAGGGAGAAACUAGCAGUAGUAGUUUGAAUGCAAGAAGAUGCUAUUCAAUGGGGUCCUAUCAGUAUAUUGUGGCUGAAUCAGAGUUGCAAGUUGCAUUGCAUACGAGUAAUCGAAUCAGUGGGGGAAGUAUGAGAUUUGUGAAAGUAAUAAGAGAUUCACAAACUGGGAAUUGCCCAAUUGAUCAUGAUGAUGAUGAUGCUGAAAGGAAGAAGAUUAACAUUGGAAGUAAAAACGAAAGCUUUUCUGUUUCAAAAAUCUGGUUAUGGUCCAAGAAGUCUCGACAGCCAUGUUCGAGCUAGUUAAUCUUCAGAUACGUCAAGUUGAGAUCUUCUUACUGUAUUUUUGUACUUUCUUCAUGAAUUACGACCCCAUUUAUUAGAAAAAUGGUAAUGAAACAAAUCUUUAACGUCA